Messenger RNA from Chaetomium globosum CBS 148.51, 417 nucleotides. RefSeq lists its product as uncharacterized. The coding region runs from base 1 to 417 and encodes 138 amino acids. Gene Ontology annotation, molecular function: protein tyrosine phosphatase activity; phosphatidylinositol-3,4,5-trisphosphate 3-phosphatase activity. The transcript is spliced from 2 exons. Gene Ontology annotation, biological process: protein dephosphorylation; phosphatidylinositol 3-kinase/protein kinase B signal transduction; regulation of phosphatidylinositol 3-kinase/protein kinase B signal transduction. Lineage: Eukaryota; Fungi; Ascomycota; Sordariomycetes; Sordariales; Chaetomiaceae. The record is from RefSeq and is a predicted model, not a curated record. Gene Ontology annotation, cellular component: plasma membrane; nucleus; cell projection.
AUGGCCUCCCUACUCCGUCAAAUCGUCGCCGGGCCCCGCGUAAAACACCAAGAAACCGGUCUCGAUCUGUGCUACGUGACCCCUAAUAUCAUUGCAACAUCCGGCCCCUCCCAAACCUACCCGCAACGCGCCUACCGCAACCCCCUCGACCGCCUCGUCGCCUUCCUCGACGCCCGCCACCCGGCCGGCUGGGCCGUCUGGGAGUUCCGCGCCGAGGGCACCGGCUACCCGGACGAGGCCGUCCACGGUCGCGUCCGCCACUACCCCUGGCCCGAUCACCACCCGCCGCCGUUUGGGCUGGUGCCGGGGAUUGUGGGCGGGAUGAGAAGGUGGAUUGGGGGGGGGGAAUUGGGGGAUGGGGUUGAUGGGGAGGGGGGGGAGGGGAGUGGUGAGGGGGGUGAUGCUGCAAAGGAUUGA